UACCGGUAUCUACUCGUGAUUUACUUGGUUUGUGUUUUGCUUGCUGACACAGGAAAUCAUUCGUGACUUGAGUUCCACGACCUAAGAGAAUCAUACCGGUACCGGUAGGAGGAAAAACUAUCUUAGUAACAACAAACAGAACAUCCACAGGCAUCCUGAUGUGCUGUUGUUGCUGCCAAAGCCAAGAACACCAAAGCGAUAGGGSGCGCAACCCACAUCAUUCCUAGUAUGAAGUACAAGUCCACCCGAGACCCUACAAAACUUUACACCUUCGAAGAAGCCCUCUUCUCUGGUUAUGCUCCUGAUGGCGGUCUCUUCGUUCCCGAGGAACUGCCCUCCGAAAUACUGUUUCCACCAACAACGACAAAGAAUUCCGUGCUUUCCGACCAAUGGCCAGGCCUUGGCUACCUCGACCUGGCAACCGAGGUUCUACACCCCUUUCUCGGCACCGAGACCAUUGCCARGAAUGAAUUGAAAGCCCUGCUGCGGGAUGCCCUGGCUGGAUUCGAUACGAACGACAAGAAUCUGGUUCCCGUCGUGCCCCUCGUUUCGAAACAWACCAACACCGCCACCAACAAAGGUGGCGACAAGAAUGGSACCCUUUGCUACGUUGCCGAACUCUUCCACGGUCCAACAUAUUGUUUCAAGGUAUGUCUCAGAAAACAGCGGAGUAGGAGCAAAUAUAUGGUGCUGUGACACCUGUUUCGUUUAUCCAGCAGCGCUCACAUUUGUUCUGGUACCUGUUCCUCCUUUUAUGGUGGACGGCCGCUUCGCUAUUGCCGCUCCAGGAUCUGGGGAUGAGGGCAACCAUCAAUCUCUUGGAUUAUUUUGCCAACAAAYCCRCCCAGACCAAUGGGAYUGCAAGCAGCAACGCAGGCCGGACCAAAAAGGUGGUCCUAACGGCCGCCACCACGGGGGACACGGGGCCCGCGGCCGUUCGGGCCGUACAGGACCGAAACAGCCCAAGCCUCGGAAUCGUGGUGCACUAUCCUGAGGGUCAGAUCUCCGACUUUCAGCGCAAGCAGAUGACGACGGUGCAAUCGGACCGCGUCCGGAUUGUCUCCUUCGAGGGCGGUGGGGAUGACAUGGACCGUCCCAUCAAGCGCAUCAUGACGAGCAGCUGCGGYGGCGAUGAAAGGGACCCCGGUGUGGUGGUGUGCGGGGUGAAUUCCUACAACAUCGGGAGGCCCCUGAUGCAAAUGGUGCACUUCGUUUGGACCUACCUGCGGGUCRUAGAAUACAUCGAGAAAGAAACGGGGRAACCAAUCGACCACGGGACGUUCCGAUUGGACAUCGUUAUCCCCACUGGGGCUAUGGGCAAUCUUGCCGGGUGUGUGAGUCGAAUAUMAUUGUUGGCUUGAUCUAUCGAAACCGGACACACAAGAAAAAUGCAAAAUGCCAAUUAUCGCGUGCAUACAAUSCAAAAUACCGUCUUCUUACUUCGUUUUGUACCGAUAUCCUGGCCCGGGCGUUGGUUUCGCUUCAUCCGMCGUACGAAAACAACAGUAUAUGGCCAAAAAAUUGGGCAUUCCCUUUGGAAGGAUGUGCGCGGGCGUCAAUGUCAACGAUUUUACCGACCGCACGUUCCGCACGGGUCUUGUGAAACGGGCCGACACCAUGAAACCCUCUCUGAGUGAUGCAAUCAACAUCCAGCUCCCCUACAACCUCGAACGGCURCUUUUUUACGCGACGGGUGGGGACCACGAGCAGGUGAGAAAUUGGUACCAAAAGCUGGAAGGCGGCGACGCAAAAAGCCGGUGGUUUGAUCUAAGCGAAACAUCCCAGCGGUGGUGGAACCAGCUGCAAGCAGAAUUCAAGUCGGCCAGGGUGACCGACGACGAGCUCUGUGUCACCAUUCGCCGUGUGCUAGAGGACUAUGGAUAUUGGGCUGAUCCACACACGGGAGUCGCCUUUGCAGCCGCUGAAAAAUUGGGGUACAAUAACAGCCAAGUCAACAACAACAAUAAGAACACAGCCGUAGCGAUCAUGGCAACUGCUUCGCCCUGUAAAUUCCAGAAUGUGUUGACCGUUGCUCUGGGACCCCGGCAAUGGAACGAAUACGAAAGAGAACAUUUUCCGAUCUGGGAAAAGAUCUAGAUGGAAAACCAGAAAUACCACCAGUCAUGUAUGCUGCUGAGCUGGGGAAAACGCUGGAAGAAAACCAAAUAGUAUGGGAAGCGAAGACRAGAGAAUUGAUCGAUCAGCUUGGAAAAUAGACUCGGUGCAAUCUG
This is a messenger RNA of Pseudo-nitzschia multistriata, 2231 nucleotides long. The record is from the annotation of a GenBank genome assembly. Lineage: Eukaryota; Bacillariophyta; Bacillariophyceae; Bacillariales; Bacillariaceae.